AUGGCAGAGAUACCAGGGUUUGUGCCCGAUGCCAGCAGUACAGAGCAGGUGGAAUGCCCUGUCUGCUAUCAGGAAUAUAACCAGGGUGUGAAACGCCCCAGGCUCCUGGACUGCCACCACAUCUUCUGCACAGAAUGCCUGCAGAAGAUCCAUCUGGCCUUGCCUUCUAAUGUCAUCUCCUGCCCGCUGUGCCGCCACGCCACCCCCCUGACUCCAGGGGGCGCUCUCUCCCUGCCCUGCCAGCCGGUGCCCCUGCCUUUCAGACAGACGACGGUCACCCAGCGCUUGGUCUUCUCCGUGGAGUCCAGCACCGACCCCCGCUUCAUUAUCCUGCCCGCCCUGAGUCUGCAGGUGGAGCAGAUGUUGAGGGUGGUGGAGACUAGCUCUCCGCUGCCUCCUCCUGUCCAGGCCGGGGGACUGCGGCAGAGGCAGGGUGUGGUGUACGUGCAGCUGCUGUCCGUCGCAUUCUGGGCGCUAUUCGGCGUGAUUUGUGUGGUGGGUGCCUUUGUGGGGUCUCGUUAUUUUCACUUUUAG
This is a messenger RNA of Polyodon spathula (Mississippi paddlefish), 534 nucleotides long. Its product is annotated as RING finger domain-containing protein. Gene Ontology annotation, molecular function: ubiquitin protein ligase activity. The transcript has a single exon. The record is from RefSeq and is a predicted model, not a curated record. NCBI's taxonomy places the organism in Eukaryota, Metazoa, Chordata, Actinopteri, Acipenseriformes, Polyodontidae. The coding region runs from base 1 to 534 and encodes 177 amino acids. Gene Ontology annotation, biological process: protein ubiquitination.